This is a messenger RNA of Miniopterus natalensis, 3578 nucleotides long. The record is from RefSeq and is a predicted model, not a curated record. Lineage: Eukaryota; Metazoa; Chordata; Mammalia; Chiroptera; Miniopteridae.
CCGCCGCCUCUGCCGCCGCCGCCUGCGCCUGCUCUUCCGGAUCAUGGUGUGCUUCCGCCUCUCCCUGGGGCCUGGCUCGGGGCUCCUUCUGCUCGGCCUCGUUCUGGGAGCUGUCUCAUCUUAUGCAUUAGAACUUAAUUUGACGGAUUCAAAAAAAGCCACUUGUCUUUAUGCAAAAUGGCAGAUGAAUUUCACAAUACGCUAUGAGACCACAAGCAAAAAUUAUAAAACUGUAACCAUUUCAGACCUUGGCAAUGCAACAUACAGUGGAAGCACCUGUGGGGAUGACAAGAAUGGUCCCAAAAUUGAGGUGCAAUUUGGAUCUGGUUUUUCCUGGACUGUGAAUUUUACAAAGGAGGUGUCUACUUAUUCAAUUGAAAGCAUUUCAUUUUCCUAUGACACUAAUGAUAACACAACAUUUCCUGAUGCUAAAGAGAAAGGAAAUUUUACUGUUUAUGAGCAUGUGAUAUUCAGCAUUCCCUUGGAUGACAUCUUUAGAUGCAAUAGUAUAUUGACUUUAGAAAAGAGCAAUGUUGCCCAGAACUAUUGGGAUGUUCAUGUACAAGCUUUUGUCCAAAAUGGCACAGUGAGCACAAAAGAGUUUCUGUGUGAUAAAGAUAAAACUUCAACCACUGUGGUGCCCAUCACUCCCACCACUUUGCCAUCUCCUACUACAACACCCACUCAAAAGGAAAAACCAGAGAUUGGAACCUAUUCAGUUAAUAAUAGCAAUGGUACUUGUCUUCUGGCUACCAUGGGGCUGCAGCUGAGCAUGACUCAAGAUAAGGUUGUUUCGGUUAUUAACAUCAACCCCAAUACAACUGACUUCGCUGGCAGCUGCCAUUCCCAAACUGCUCUACUUAGGCUGAACAGCAGCAACAUUAAGUAUCUCGACUUUGUCUUUGCUGUGAAAAAUGAAAACCGAUUCUAUCUGAAGGAAGUGAAUGUCAGCAUGUAUUUGGUUAACGGCUCUGUUUUCAGCAUUGCCAAUAACAAUCUUAGCUACUGGGAUGCCCCCCUGGGAAGUUCUUAUAUGUGCAACAAAGAGCAGACGGUUUCCGUGUCUGGAGCAUUUCAGAUAAAUACCUUUGAUCUAAGGGUUCAGCCUUUCAAUGUGAUAGAAGGAAAGUAUUCUACAGCCCAAGAGUGUUCGCUGGAUGAUGACACCAUUCUAAUACCAAUUAUAGUUGGUGCUGGUCUUUCAGGCUUGAUUGUCGUUAUAGUGAUUGCUUACCUAAUUGGCAGAAGAAAAAGUUAUGCUGGAUAUCAAACUCUGUAACACUAAUCCAUGUGUGAUCUCUGUUCCCAAGUAAUAAAGCAAGUACAAGUUCCAACAUGCAGUACCAUUCAAUUGAAGGUAUAUCUACUUGUAGUUCUGAUCUUAGAACUGGUGGUAUGGGGGAUUUCAUACUUAAUUAAAUACAAACACCCCAGAACUAUAAACUACAAAUUGGUCAUGUGAAUUUGGUUUUCCCAACCAAGGCAUUUAAAUUGUUAUUUCUACAGCAAAAGGCAUGUGCAAAAUCACCUGGAUUAUAGGUUCUUUUUUAUUGGCUUGAAUUAGUGUUUCAGCUUUUUUACUUUAGAUAUUCUGACUAGAAAUAUACAGUUUAGGAAAAACAGUUUUUAAAAAGAGAUUUGUUUUCUUGCAUGUGGUUGAAUUGAGACAAUACUGUCUACAGUGGAUUUGUACUUGCUUCUUUUGCUUUUUUUUUUUUUUUUCUGUGAUUUUGUUUGCAGGUUAACUUAGCUGCUUUGACAUUGCUACAUAUUUGACCUAUGAGAGAUAUGCCAGUAGAUUUAAACAGAGUCUAGUAUUAUUAUGUUCUUAGCAAGGGCUGCUUUCCUAAUGCCUUUUGAAUACAUUUGUAUUUAAUGGGGCUAUAAUGACAAAAGAUGCAAGGCUUUUGAAAUUUUAGAAUAGGUGUUAAGCUUAUUGCUUAAUCCUUUUUAAAAGAACUGGAUGUUUCAAUCUUUUAAAUUGCAAGAUACAAGACUAUUCCAGCUGGGCAUUUCAAUUUUCUGGGUGCUUUAGAGAUAAUUGCUAGGCAGUGCCAAUUCCGGGCAUUAGUCCUUUGUACCCGUAAAUUGGCCUCUACCUGCAGUGCUGAAGUUAAUGUAGACUUCUCUUUACAUUUCCAGUAUCCUUGGUAGCUGGCGGUAGUACAUUUUAUUCCUUUCUUGUUUUUUCUUUUCUUUAAAGAAGAAAUGCCAGUAUGUCCUAGAACCUAGAUAAAGAAGAGCACUUAACACUUACAAAGUAACUUGCACCUAACCCAAAAGUCUGUCUUCUCCAUUAAAAAAUUUUUCUUUGGUUCCAGCUUACAUUGAUUGCUACAACAUUUACUAAUUUGGUUUUCCCAUUUAAAUGGCUCUGUGCUAAUCAAAACUUACAUUAUUAUUGUUCAUUAUGGUAGAAUCAUUAUUAAUUCAUGUAUUUUGUGUUCCGUUUUUUCCUCUGGGGAGAUGCACCAGUUGUCCAUCUACCGUGCACCACCUAAGGUUUAUAUGAGAAAACAAAACAUUUCAGCUUCAUGAUUAACAUAUCAAGUAUUUCUUGCUGUUUCUAGGUGUUUUUUAUUGGAAUGGCUGAGCAAAUAUUUAGAAAUUGUUAAUAUACAGCCAUAUACCAAAGGUGCCUGAGUUUUUUGGGAGUGGGAGAUUAUGUGUAUCCCCAUUCACUAGAAAAUGAGAUAUCUGGGUUCCAAAAUCUUAUUAAUGUUGAAGUAAUUUGGUAGUCUAGCUAAGUACACACACACAAGCAAUUGCCUGUUAGCAUGUGUAUGUCUAUAACUGUCUUUCGAGUUAUAUUGGAGUGCUGAAUAUUUUCUUCCACUUAAAUUUGCUCUCUGUUUAGAGUAGCAUGAAAAUCUACUGGCUCAGAAUCAGAUCCCUGAUCAGUCCCUCUCUUAAAGCUACAAUGAUCUGCAUUGCCAGCUUAAGGCACUUAUAAAGGACUAAAUAUAAAUCUGAUUUUUUAAAAAUAUUUUUUAUUUAAAUAGUAUCUUAGUGUAAGAUUAUUAACCUUAGAAGAAUAGAUAAUGCUUACAAGAACGUAGGCCUUAGGUAUUUCUCAUGAGUCAAAAGAAAGCAGCUUUUUUAAAAAAGAAACAAGUUAGAAGCAUAAGUGGAUGGCACUGGCUUAAUGCUGUUAAUGUUUCUAAAAGUUUCUACAUUUAAUUAUAUACCUGAUUCAUAUUAAAAUACCUCUAAUUAGCACUGUUUUCUAGAAAAAUCUGAUUUCAUUGAAUACUUUUGUAUUUUACGUGGGCCAGUUUAUAUACAGUUAUUUCCAUUAUUAUUUCCUAUAGCCACAUGCUCUUUGUUCCUUUUGUAGUUUCAUUUGCUUUACUGGGUUUACACCUUGAUGGUCUAACACUCUAGAUGGUUCUGGGUGUUUUUCAUGUGUUAGCAUUUGUAUAAGGAAACUGGUCCAUGUAAAUACUUCUCAUGGUUUUUUUCUCAAGUGUUUAAGCCACUAGUUGAUGUACGGUAUUUCUCUAGAUAUUUGCUUGUCCAUUUGCUCAACAUAUUGCUUCUAAAACAAACAAUAAAGAUCGUUUUAUUUCUUAAGGAAA